Macrobrachium nipponense is the source of this 4291-nucleotide messenger RNA. RefSeq lists its product as uncharacterized. Lineage: Eukaryota; Metazoa; Arthropoda; Malacostraca; Decapoda; Palaemonidae. The coding region runs from base 49 to 1296 and encodes 415 amino acids. The transcript is spliced from 2 exons. The record is from RefSeq and is a predicted model, not a curated record.
ACUCGGGAGACUCGGAACCCACGGAUUGCAGUGCAAGACUACAAGGCGAUGGCUACUUGGAAACAGUUGGGUUACAGCUCUUUGGCUGAUUAUGUGCGUGACCAGAAAGCUGGCAACUUACCAACGGAACCUCGGAAGGUGAAGACAAACUUGCUCGUCAAAGAACCAACCAAGAAACCUGGAAUAAAUGAAUCAGAGAAAGAAAUUCUUUUAAGGCAGAAGGAGGAAGCGGAGCGAAAGAGAAAAGAGGAAGAAGAGAGGAAACGGAAAGAAGACGAGGAGAGGAAAAGGAGAGAGGACGAGGAACGCCGCAAGAAAGAGGAAGAGGAGAGGCGGAGGAGAGAUGAGGACGAUCGCCGCAGGAGAAUCGAGGAAGAUAAAAAAUGGGAAGAAGAAAGGAAGAGAAGAGAUGAAGAGGACAGAAAGAGGAGGGAAGCUGAAGAAAGAGGUGGCGUGAACAAUCGGAGAGGUGGGAAAGAGAACUGGAAGAGAGGCGAAAGAGAGAUGAGGAAGAGAGGAAAAGGAGGCAAUUGGCUCAAGAGGAAGAAGAAGUCUAGACGACGUAAAGAGGAAGAGGAGAGGCGCCGAAGAAGAAAAGAAGAAGAAGAAGAAUGGCGUAAGGAGGCAGAAGAAAGGAGGAAGAGAAGGCAAAAAGAAGAGGAAGAGUGGGCAAAGGCAGAAGAAUUGCGGAAGAAAAGAGAGAAAGAAGACGAGGAGAAGCGCUUAAAGGAGGAAAAAGAAAGGAGAAAGAGAAAACAAGGAGAGAAUGAAGAAGAUUAUGAACGUAGAAUGAAAGAAGAAGACAAACGUAAAAGGGAGGAGGAUAAAAAGCUUCAGGAAGAAAAAGAAAAGGACAGGCGGAAAAGAGAAUCGGAGGAGAAAGCUAGGAAAGACAGGAUAAGAAAAGAGGAUGAAGAAUUUCAGAACUUGGGAAAAGAGAUAAAAAAACCUGACGAUGAAAACGACGGAGCGGAAAAGAAAGGAGGGAAAAAGGAGGGAAUAGUAAAGAAAGGUGGGGAAAAGGACGAUAAUGAAAAAGAAAAUUAUGUUGAUGCCGAAGAUGAUGAUAAAAAGGAAAAUGAUGAUCCAAACCAAAACAAGCGACCAGCAAGCGUCAAAGUGUUGGCGCCAAGCAUCAAAGACAAGAGCCCGAAGCCAAAGGAACCAAAGAAGACUUAUCCGUCCAUGAUGGCAGACGUCGAAGAAACGGAGGGCUACAAGAAUUUCCUUGGUUGGCUUUUUAAUGGAAAAAAAGAUGAUUUUGGAAAAUGCAGAAAUAUUCUAUUUGAUGACUAAACUGCGGGAUUCUUGAUUUCAGCCAUUUUAUCACGGAGCAACGAUGAUGACAAGAUCGCGCACUGCACUCUGUACCUACGUAGCAUUGGCGCGGCAAAUGGGCAGAUGGAAGCCUUAGAAUUAAGAUGAUCAUGGUCAUCUGGAUAGUAGCAAGACUAAAUAAGUAACUAAUUAAAAACAAUCAAACUGGAGAGCAAUACACACAGCACACAGGGAAGAACGUGCCAUCAUCUCGAAGUCUCUAACCUGAUCGGCUUAGCUUAGACAUCUAAAACUGCGUAGUGAGACACAGCAAAAGAAUGGGCGUUAAAAUUUGACUGACAUACCAGACGUCCGUACACAUAUCAACAGCGUCCCUAUUGGAAUUAGAUUCACAGUGCGUGAUUUCAGCCAAUUUGGUUGAAUUAAUAAGGUGCUCAUGAUGCGGUCAUUGUCUUGAAUAAAUUCAUUGCACCUAGUUGCAUCAAGCAAAUCAUAGGAGUCUUUGAUACAUGGAAUGCUUAGUCUAAGCAGUCGAUCUUAAAAUUUGAUUUAGGCACGAUUCUUAAUGAUGAGAAUAUAAUUGAGGUAAUUGUGCUAUUUUUAUAAUUAAUAGCCACAUGGAAAUAACUAGGUACAGCAUAUCAUUUAGUAAUUAGUUUGAUAUAUCUACAAAUACUAUCCUGCAAUUUAAGGAUUAUUUUUUAGUUGUUUAAUAAUUUAUUUCAUUAAUAUCUGUUUUUUGCUGUCUUAGCUUCCGUCUAUCUGUCAAAAAAAAAAACCUAAAUGGUGCAAUCUUUUGAGAUCCAUGCUAUUUUCAUUGGUAGAAGUCAGCGGCAUCUGAAUGCAUGUAUUACUUGCAGUAUCUCCGUAUUGCAAAAUUGUUUCAUAUUCAGAGUGCAAUGUAGUGGUUGCGACUUUUAGGAAGUCUUAUGAACAGUUUUCAGGGUUCUUUACUGUAUUACCAUCCGAAUCAGAGACAUGUAAAGGACCUGUUGAGUUUGAAAAAUGAAAUAAUUAAAUGUGCAGAAUAAACAAAAAUUCUGUUUAUCUUUUUCUGAUGUAUUGCCUUGUCACCAAAAUAGCAAUGUGUGAUUAAACCAUGAGAUUUCAUGUAUGACGGGAAUAAAGAAAAACUACGUCCUUUGCAUAAUCUUAUGGGCUGUUAUGUAAAUACACAAUUACACCUAGACUACCUAGUAACAUAAUCGUCGCAGGCGAAGAAUGUAUAUAAGCAGCAUCCAAAUUUAUGGGGUCCAAGAGUGAAGCUUUAUAAUCCCUUCCUGAUAUCAGUACCUUGGAGGCUGUUGGAAACUCACACAAUAAAGUAUCAGAUUUAAGUGUAACUGAUAUCCCAUCUAUUAACAUUUCCUGCUAAUUAGGUGAGAAAUUAAGCUUGCACCAGGAUUUGUCCGUAUGUAGGAAGGCUCUCUCAAGAACACUUGAACAGAUCGAUUCAUUAGGAGGUUACAUUCUCAAGCAGGAUCUUUGGAUUUCUUUUUGCUUUAUGGCUGGCAACAUACUUGUGGUAUUCUUUUCCUUUGAUAAACAUGCUGUCCAUCUGAAACAAUUUCAAAUCAAUUUGCACGUUUUGAUUUAUUGACAAUGCUUUCAAUUUGCAAGAUUGAUACUAUUUAUAUUUUAUAGUUUCUUAUCCACAUAUAAUAAAGGUUCAUUGUUUUUCCAGUUGAUAAUCCAUCUAUAAUAAACUUUUUUCAUUUUGCAAGCUUUCAGAGUUUUUGUCCAUCUGCAAUAUAUGAUGUCAGUUUGCCUCUUUAUGGUAUUUUCUUUUUGUUUUGCAAGUUUGAUAUCCAUCUGUAUUAAACCUAUUCCAAGUUUAUUGUGUAUCUAUUUUAGCUCCUUUCAAGGUGUAAGUUUGUUGUCACUGAACAAUAAAGUAUUUUAAUUACAAAUUUAUUAUGUUCAUCGGCUAUAAACUAUUCUAAUUUGGCCCGUUUGUUAUCAAUCUAAGAUAUUUUUUUUCAUUUAAAGUAUACUGACCUCUACAUUAAAUUCUUUUUAUUUUGCUAGUUUGUUUACCAUGUAUAGGAAAUUCGUUUAAUUAAACAUUUUUUGUCGCAUUAAAUUAUUUUAAUUUAGCAAGUUUCUUUACCGUUUAUGACAAAUUCUUUCGGUUUGCACGUUUCUUGUCAGUCUGUAUGAAUUGUUUGUUGUCCAUUUAUAAGAAGUUUUGUUUCUCAGUUAAGUUUAUUGACCAUGAAUGAUAAAAUAUUCUCAUAUUGUAGGAUAGUUUGCCUUGAGCUAUAAAUUCUUUUAUACAGUACUACAAAGUCACUGAUUUACCUUUGAGAGGUCUGUAGCAGACCUGUCAUUGCUCUAGUUAACCUCCUUGUUUUCAAGGAAAGUUAAUCAUCUUAAACGGCCAUUAGAGCGAUUGACUGCCUACGUCUUGUUACUUUCUAUAAAGCGAUGGCAUUUUAUAGUUCAUUAGGGUUAUUCGUGAAAUAACCUUCAUGGAACUUCCUAUAAAUGCAUGGAUAUUAAUAUUUACAUUAGUGUGCGUAAAAUGAACGUACUGAAAUCCAUAUCACAGACGCAACUCAAAGAAGACGCGUGCGCACGCACACACACGCGCGCAGAUAUGGCCUGAAUAUAAAUUUUGUGCAAACAUUACUCAGCCUUCCUUUCUUAAGCCUUUUACAUAAUUCUUUGGAACGUCAAAGGAAAUAAAUGAUGAUGGUACUUUUAUUUCGCUUCUUGAUAGUCUCACAAGAUCUCUUGGCUUUUCCAUGUUGUUUUACGAAAUUAGCGUUCAAAUACUUAUUCAUAGUAAGAUUCAAGAUCUUUAGGAAAAUCCAUCUCUGGAGAAUGGUCUUUGCAAAGUAUAUUACAAAUCGUAGUGAUAUACUGUAGGUGGAAAUCCAGCUCUUGGCAAUACAAAACUGACAAAAUGAGACUUCAUUUUCUUCCAAACGCAGCUUUACUCACUUUAUUGACAGAAAACUCAUUAUAUCUUGAGAACCAAGUCGUCGGUUUUUGUAAUAUUUAGAUUAUA